AUGUUGCCGGAGUUGCCGAAAGCCUGUGAGGCAACUCGGGAGGGCACCAUGAAGUUUGCGGCGCACCGCCUGGUCGCGAGCCUGUCUCCAUGCAUCCCUGAGGAAUGCUACGACACGACGGACGAGGAAAGCUACGGGUUUGUGCCGGACGAGCUGCACAACGUGGUCAGUGGCCUUCUCGCUUGGCUGAUGCCCCGAGCAGGCCCUUUCCAAACAUUGUCUAACGACAAGAGAGGGUUGCAUUGGAGCGUUUCCUGGAACUGGCGAGGUUUUAGUAUGUCGGAGUCAGAAAUGGAGGCUGCAGCGGUGCAAGCCGUGUCAGUGACGUUCGUGCACAUGCGCUAUUUGACAGCGUACGUGCGCUUCCUGAAAGCGCGAGAGUGGGUGGCGAAGGAUGAAGCUGCUGUUGUAGCUGAUAGGCAGAUUUAG
Symbiodinium sp. CCMP2592 is the source of this 429-nucleotide messenger RNA. Lineage: Eukaryota; Dinophyceae; Suessiales; Symbiodiniaceae. The record is from the annotation of a GenBank genome assembly.